Messenger RNA from Huiozyma naganishii CBS 8797, 2529 nucleotides. RefSeq names its product Ioc3p (gene IOC3). The record is from RefSeq and is a predicted model, not a curated record. The transcript has a single exon. Lineage: Eukaryota; Fungi; Ascomycota; Saccharomycetes; Saccharomycetales; Saccharomycetaceae. The coding region runs from base 1 to 2529 and encodes 842 amino acids.
AUGACAUCUGUUGAAGGAUCUAUAACUGGAAACACCGGAACAGUUGUUUCUCGGGAAGCUGAAUCUACGCCAGCAUUCAUCCAAUCGAACCAGAUACCAAAUGACAAAGAAAACAGAGAAGAUAUAGACAAAGGUGCUGUAAUGCAAACUCUUGGUAAAAAUGCAAACACUUCAACAAAUACUGGGUUAAGAAGAUCAGCUCGUGUUCCCAAACCGAGAGUGGAUAUUGAAAUCGAAUAUUCUACUGAAAAGAGACCUUAUAAGAAGAGAGCAAAAACUGCCGGGAAACCAGGUCCCAAACCAAAGAAGACUUCCAAAGGAGCAAAAACCAGUGUAAAAGAUGCUGGGAAGAACGAUAAAAAGAAGGAUCCAAAACCGAACGCCAAGAAACCUGGCCAAGUAAGCAAGAAAUCGGCCACUAAGGGUAGCGCUUUACCUGCCCAGAAAAAAUCCACUUCAAAUCCGAUAUCCAGUGGUAUUGGACUACAGGAACCUGUAUUAACAGGUACAAAUUGGGCAUCAGCGACUCCCUUGCUGAACUCCGACUUCAAAACCCAACAUAGUAUUGUUUCAAGACUGAAAAGUCCAAAUACAAUUAUGGUGCCUUAUGCUGGAGAUAUUAUUAAAAUAAUGUCCUUUAUCAACAAAUUUUCCGUACUGUUCGGUUCUGAUCUGCUGGGCCUAUCAUUCCAAGAUUUUGAGAUUGGUUUGGACUUAUACCCAGGUGCAUCUUCUGGCUCAUUUAUGGGUGUUUACUCUGAUAUGAAACAAAAAUAUGUUUUAUACCAGGAUAUAUUGCCUAUUAAGGAUGUCAUAGCUUCUCAGGAUAAAGUCACUUUACUGUUUGUUACUUUAUUGAAGGUGGUAUACGCCAAGGAAAAAGACAUUGGCGAACCACUUGAAUUACAGGACGUGAAGCCAUUCCCCAAAAAAGCUGUAAAGUCAACUUUGGAAAAAUUACAAACCGACGCUAAAGAAUGGGGGUAUCCGAUGGAAUGGAGAGCGUUUGCAAAUAUUGACAGAAAAACCCCAAUUAACAAACAUUUCGAGCAUGACGAUACUGUCCCAGUGGAUACAAAGGUACCACAUAUUUUAUGCCCGAACAUCUACGAUUGGCCUUCAAAUGCACCGCUUGAAGACGAACAAAACCCACUUAAAACACCAGAGUUGGCUGAUAAAGGUAUUCUUGCUUUACAACCCAACGACCGUGUAAUUAUGCUACGUGCAUUGGUUGACUGGUGCGUGACCCAAUCUAUCCAGGUACAUAACCAGAUACAUCAUUUGUCCCAUUUGAAGUUUGAACCUGAGUUUGGCGUUCAGACGCAACAUGUACCCAGGUAUCUUAUCGAUGGUGACAAAUCCACUUUUCUUCUGUUCAAAAAACUGUGCCACUUAGUACAAAAUCGAUUGGAGAUCCGUUCCAAGAAAAAGCAUUACAAGAAGUUGCUGAGACAAGGCAAACAACCCGAGCUUCAAAAGAAACUGGAUACUAUCAAAGAGAUCAAAGAUGCUCUACAAAAAGCAGAUGAUCCGGAACAGGAAGAUCGUUUAUUAACAUCGUUCUAUGACAAAUGGGUGUCAGUGUUCGAGGGUGAAUUGCACGACAACCCGCUAGCCAAUCCAUUUGCAAAUGAAGUGUAUCAGUUGAGAUGCCAGGAAUUUUUCAUAGGAAGAAUUCCACAUAUGGGUGACUUUUACCUUCCAAGACUGCAUUCGUAUGGCUCAGAUGCCAAGAUCAGUACAUUUACCGAUUUGCGAACAUUAAAUGACAUAUUACAAAAAUUCCAAGAAGGAGUCUAUAACAGUGAUACACUGUUUGAAAAUUUUGGGCAGAACAUGAGCAGUCAGUUCAAAGUUCUCUAUCACGAUACACCCAGCUUGGUUCGUGAUGUCAAUAAAGGCGUCAGUACCCAUGGGAAGGUCUACUGGUACGAGGUCUGCCAUGAUUUGAAAACGCUACAGGAAUUUAUCGAACUUAUAGAUCUGAAGAUAUUUCGCGCACCUGCUAAAACAGAUGUUACUGCUACUAUUGCAGAUGGUCCAUUAGCGAGUAAGGAAGUCACACCUGUAGCUAAUGAACCGGUAGAAAAACCGGACGCGCCCAGUGCCAGCAAAGAUAAGAUGACGCAUGACACGACGGUAAACAAGCAUCCAUUGCCCAAAGACCCCAAGUACAAUCUUUCGAGAGCUCGCUUACAAAUUAUGAAGGAUUACUUGUCUAAAAUGCAUUUUGUUCUGGCUGCUUACGAAGAUCUGAAAGAGAAAUAUGGUGACAUGAAACCUGGGAGACGUCAACUGAGAAGAGUACAUAAGCUCAACUAUUCAGACCAGGUUCUAGAUGGAUCUGAUGAUGAUGCCCCCUCUGAAAAUGAGUACCAAGAUGAGGAUUUAGAAGCUGAUGUAGAGGAAAUUGAAAUAGAUGCUGAUGAUGACAGUUCUGAUGAAUAUGAAGAGGAGCCACAAGAGGUGAAACCUGCUCGUCGCGGUCCUGGCAGGCCACGGAAAAGACCGUUAUCUGAUGAAGAAUAA